AUGGGAUAUAGAGCAAUUUUAAAGUUAACAGAUGAAGAGCUUUUUGGAACGUUAUGCUUGGAGCCAUUAGCAAAUGAUGAUAAACAUGCAAAGAUGUAUCAAAGUUGUCAAUCUGACCGGUUUAUCGCUGCUCUAUGUGACCCAAGAACGUCUUUUGAAUACAAAUCAAAUGAAGUUUUUCAAAUUGUUAAACCUCAAAAUGUUGAAUAUGAGAAAAUUUCUGUUAAAUUAAAAGUUAAAAGUCAUCCUACCAACUCAUUGAGUAAAGAAGAUAUCAAAAAUGUUAAAGCUUAUCUUAAUUCAUGGACUGGAUCAGGAUUUUAUAUGACUAUAUUCAUGAGGCCAGACUUGAAUCUUUCAAAUGUUUUAGCUUAUUUGAAUACAGUUGGAUCUUUAAAGUCUGAUAAAGCUAUUACUGAUGAUGUUUGCAAGAUUAACAGUGAAAGACUACCAAAGAUUCUUAUAUAUACUUCAAUACCUGAUUUCUUUGGAAUUUUCAAUAGACUAUUAAAUUUCUAG
Molecule: messenger RNA, 519 nt
Organism: Hansenula ciferrii
Lineage: Eukaryota; Fungi; Ascomycota; Saccharomycetes; Phaffomycetales; Wickerhamomycetaceae
Exons: 1
Coding region: 1-519 (172 amino acids)
Source: RefSeq, a predicted model, not a curated record